AUGGCUGAAAACAAUGCAACGUCUUCGGGGACACAAGCUUCAUCGGCUCCUUCGAUUAGACAAAAGAAAGACGGAGCAUGGAAAUAUGUUACUGAGGGUACAAAUGCGAAAGGGAAGAAGAUAUGGAUUUGUGGAUUUUGUAAAAAAAUAUUUGCAGGUGGAGGUAUUAAUAGGAUGAAGCAACACCUUUCUGGGGUUAAAGGAGCCGUGACUGCGUGCCAAAAAGUUAGUUUAGAGGUUCAGCUUGAAAUCAAAGAUUUGUUGGAUGCUCAUGCGCAAAAAAGUAAGGCCAAGAAAGCGAUGGCUGAAGAUUUAGAUGCUUACGAAGAAGAUGAAAUUCUGGAAAUUCCUUCUCAAACAGAGGUUUCGAAUGGAAAAAGGAAAGCUUCAUAUGCUAUUGACUCAUUUUGUAAAAAAGGUGUAAGUCUUUCUUCCCAACCUAGUAUUAAAGCAUGCAUGCAAAGUAAAGACAAAUGGAAAGAUACUGACUUGGCCAUUGCAUUGUGGUUUUAUGAUGCUUGUAUUCCAUUUAAUGCUUGCACUUCACCUUACUUUCAAGCUGCGAUCAAUAAAAUAGCUAGUAUGGGUCAUGGAUAUACACAUCCUUCUUAUCAUGCUUUGCGUGUCAAUUUAUUGAAUGAUGCUAAGACACAUGUUACGUUGAUGAUUGACUCUAUUAGAGAUACUUGGGCUGACACUGGUUGUACCAUAAUGGGGGAUGGUUGGACUGACAUUAGGCAAAGGUCUUUGAUUAAUUUUUUGGUUUACUGUCCAAAGGGGAUUUCAUUUAUCAAAUCUGUUGAUGCUUCUGAUAUUUGCACAAAUGCUGAUACAUUGUGUAAUUUGUUUGCUGAUAUUGUGGAGUGGGUUGGUCCUCGUAAUGUUGUUCAUAUGGUAACGGAUAAUGGGGCCAAUUAUAAAGCUGCGGGUUCUAGACUCAUGGAGAAAUAUCCAUUCAUUUUUUGGUCACCUUGUGCAGCUCAUUGUGUUAAUUUGAUAUUUAAAGAUGUUGGAGAUAUGCCCACAGUUCAAUCUUUAGCCGUUCUUGCAUCAAAAGUUACUGUUUUUGUGUAUAAUCAUAAGUUCGCCUUGAACUGGUUAAGAAAUCGAAAGGGGUGGCGAGAAAUUAUCCGUCCUGGUGCAACUCGAUUUGCAACUACCUUUAUUGCAUUACAAAGUUUGUAUGCGCAUAAGGAUGAUUUGCAAGCAUUGGUUGUUAGUCCUGACUAUAAGCAAUAUCUAAAGAUGCAAAAAGGUAGAGAAGUAAAACAAAUUGUGUUGGAUGAGAAUUUUUGGAAUAACUGCUUGGUGAUUGUGAGGGUUAUGACGCCAUUGAUACGACUUUUGCGUCUUUGUGAUACUGAUGAAAAACCAUCUAUGGGUUAUAUUUAUGAGGGCAUGUUUAGAGCACGAAAGGGGAUUAUGAAUAUAUUUAAAAACAAGAAAAAGUUGUACAAGCCCUAUGUUGAUAUUAUUGACAGUAGAUGGGAUCGUAUGCUGCGUAAAGAUCUUCAUGCAACAGCGUAUUAUCUGAAUCCUGCUUUUCAGUAUGACAAAUCUACUUUUUGUACUGAGCCUGAGAUUAUGGGUGGAGUUUUGAAUCAUUAA
Messenger RNA from Erythranthe guttata (spotted monkey flower), 1608 nucleotides. NCBI's taxonomy places the organism in Eukaryota, Viridiplantae, Streptophyta, Magnoliopsida, Lamiales, Phrymaceae. The record is from RefSeq and is a predicted model, not a curated record.